This is a messenger RNA of Hermetia illucens (black soldier fly), 3245 nucleotides long. RefSeq names its product regulator of telomere elongation helicase 1 homolog. Gene Ontology annotation, molecular function: DNA binding; hydrolase activity, acting on acid anhydrides, in phosphorus-containing anhydrides; DNA helicase activity. The transcript has 11 exons. Gene Ontology annotation, cellular component: nucleus. Bases 125 to 3190 code for a protein of 1021 amino acids. Lineage: Eukaryota; Metazoa; Arthropoda; Insecta; Diptera; Stratiomyidae. Gene Ontology annotation, biological process: DNA recombination; regulation of double-strand break repair via homologous recombination; DNA repair. The record is from RefSeq and is a predicted model, not a curated record.
UAACGUCAAAGACAUCGAGUGACAUUCCCGGAUCUGUUUGAAGGCGCGAUUGCCAUUUCGUUAUUGACAGUAAUAUGUAAUUUUUGUGUUUAGGAUUAACAGGAAGCGAUUGUGACUGCUCAAGAUGCCGGAGUGUGUGAUUAAUGGAGUUCCGGUGAACUUUCCAUUCGAGCCGUACGACGUUCAGAAAGCGUACAUGGCAAAGGUCAUCGACUGCCUACAAAACCGCACGAAUGGGAUGCUGGAGUCGCCGACAGGUACGGGAAAAACCCUGAGUUUGCUCUGUUCAACGCUCGCGUGGAUUAUGACGAAGAAGGCGCAGCUGCAAGCACAACAAACGAAACAAGUCGACAUAAUGAAGGAAUUGCAGAAAAAGUAUGGAUAUGAUCCGAUGAAGAUGGGAGAAUCGCAAUCGUCAUCUUCCAAUGUAAUGGAUGAAUUGGAUGCAGCAUGUGGAAUCUCCGGGAAAAACUGGAACGUGCCAAAAGUCAUCUAUGCUUCGCGCACACAUUCCCAACUAACUCAAGCAAUGCAAGAGUUGAAACGUUCAUCGUACAACUUUAUGAAAGCCAUAAUCUUAGGGUCUCGAGAUCAACUUUGCAUUCAUCCAGAUGUUUCGAAAGAAACGAACAACUCCGCGAAAGUACAACUUUGUAAACUGCACAUGCUAACCAGGACGUGCUCAUAUUUCUUGAAAGUCGAGGCAAAUAAGAAUAGCCCCCACUUUUUAGCACAAAGCAUUAUGGAUAUUGAGGACCUGGUUUCCGUUGGGCGCAAGUUGAAAACAUGUCCUUACUACGCAUCCCGAGAACUUGUUCAGGAUGCAGACAUCAUUUUUAUGCCGUACAAUUAUUUGCUGGAUCCGAAAGCGAGAAAAGCGAACAAGAUUGAAUUAAACAAUACUAUAAUUAUCUUAGAUGAGGCGCAUAAUGUAGAGAAAAUGUGCGAGGAGUCAGCGUCGGUGCAGGUCAAGUCGUCGGACAUUGCAUUGUGCAUAGAUGAUCUUACACAAGCAAUGAAAGCGUUUUCAGAUAGCGCCCUGCUAGAUGGUGAUGACGACGCCCCAAAAGAUUUCACUGUGGAAGACCUGGCGUUAUUCAAAGAAAUGCUCUUAGACUUGGAGAAAGCUGUUGACGAAAUCGAAGUGACUCCGAUUACGGGAGGUACUACAUUUCCUGGAGGUUUCAUUUUCGAACUGUUGGCGAAAGCGAAUAUAACCCACGGAAACCAAGCUAUGCUCAACCGACUUUUGGAAUCUCUCAUUCAAUAUAUAACUGCUGCAAAUCAGAGCAAUCCAGUAUUUCGGAGAGGUGGAGGUCUGCAAGUUCUUUCAGAUUUGUUAACUAUAGCUUUUGCUGGCAAAGACGAGAACGCUGAUGAGAAAAUUAAAAGAUGUUUUAAAGUUCACGUGGACGUGGAAGAAGUGAAAGAGAAAAAAACAUCGACGAAAAAGGAUGGAUGGAUAACACCGAAAGGCGGGACUAUAACAAAGACACGGGCGAAAGUGAUAAACUACUGGUGCUUUAAUCCAGGAUAUGGAAUGGGUCAACUUUUGUGCUCGAACGUUCAUAGCAUAAUUCUAACGAGCGGCACUCUUGCCCCUUUAAAGCCUCUUAUAGCUGAACUUGGCAUUCCAAUAUCAGUGCGUUUAGAAAAUCCACAUAUUGUAAGCAAAUCGCAAGUUUACGUUAAGAUCGUGCCAUUCGGCCCCGAUAAGGAGCCAUUGAUCUCGAAUUAUCAUAACAGGGACAACGUGAAAUAUCUUAGCUCGUUGGGUCGCACGAUUCUAUCCUUUUGCCCAAUUAUACCUGAUGGUCUGCUCAUUUUUUUCCCUUCGUAUCCUCUCAUGAAUAAAUGCAUAGAUAGCUGGCAGGCGAGUGGUAUCUGGUCACAAAUUAGCCGACAUAAACCGAUUUUUGUAGAACCACGCGGUAAAGAUGCAUUUACAAGUACUAUGACAGAAUUUUAUGAAAAGAUCAAUGACCCCACUACUAAGGGAGCGUGUUUCAUGGCUGUUUGCCGAGGAAAGGUGUCAGAAGGUUUAGAUUUUGCUGAUAAAAACGGACGAGCAGUGAUCAUAACUGGACUACCAUUUCCACCAUUUAAAGAUCCACGCGUUAUGCUUAAAAAGAAAUAUUUAGAGGAGAAUCGGACGAGAGAGAAUGAGCUUCUUUCAGGUGAUAGUUGGUAUGCGUUGGAGGGAAUUCGUGCUGUGAAUCAAGCAAUAGGUCGUGUUAUCCGUCACAAAGAUGAUUAUGGGGCAAUCCUGCUAUGUGAUUCGCGGUUUUCUAUGUCGUCGCAACGAUCACAACUUUCAGCAUGGAUUCAGACACAUCUCCAAAAUACUCAACCACCAAGUAAUUUUGGGCAGUUUAUCAGUGAAAUGUCGAGAUUUUUCCGAAAUGCCCAGAGUACUCUCCCGCAACCGUGUAAACGUGAAGUUACCUCGUUUAGUGAAUCAACUGAUGAUAAUAAACGCUUCCAGUUAGAGCUAGCUGACAUAGGUGCAGUGCGGAAACGCUUGAAUAUUCCUAGCCGCCCUACUCCUAACAUAAAAAUCGAAAACGCAAAUGAAGUUUCUGCUUGGCACCCGAAUGAAUAUAAGGAGGUGUACGACAAUGUUCUAAAGAAUCAAACCUUGAACGGGAAAGACUUCAGUAGUCGUUUAGAAGCAAGCGUUUCGAGUAUAGACUUUAACAAAUACGAAAUGAACAAGGGUCCUACACUGUCUACUUCAUUGGUGACAAUUCAUAAACGUGAAAAAAUCUCACCGAUCGGUAAAUGUGAAAGUGGGAGCCAAAUGGUUAAACGGCGCAAGUUGAAAUUGGUUUCAAACGACCAAGGAUCAGAAUCACAAUCAUUGAGUUCGUCUGAUCCAAGUUGCUCGGAGUCGUCUUCUACUUCAACAGGGCAAUCUAAAGAAACAAAUGACCAAUCACUUCCAGCUGAUCGAACAGAACUUUUGAAAUUGAUAAAAUCUUCAGUUCCGGCUGCUUUGUACAGCGAAUUUGUGAGAGCUUUGAUGACAUAUCAGAAGGAUGAUAAUAUCGCUAAGCUGACAGAAGUGUUGAAACGCGUUUUCCAACAUCCCUGCUUAGAAUACUUGUUACGUGGAAUGAAGCGUUUUGUUAAAGCAAAUCACAAGGACAAAUUCGACGAAUAUUUAGGGCAAAGUAGUCAUAACGUUUAGAAAUGUUGAAGGUUUCAAAAUGGUUUUACAUUAAUAAAGUUUUUGAUAUUUUUAA